AUGCGAGUAUUAAUAGAAGACUACUUGUGUGAUUUUCUCUGUAAAGUCAUUGAGGCUAAAACUAUGAGCAUAUUAGAAGGAGUAGAACGGAGAGAAAAGGAGGGUGAACGGUGGAAACAGUUAAGCGGAGGGGGAAGAGCAUUUCUCCGGCCUAGUUUUAUAUCACUGCUUUAUGUUGGAUUAGCCUUGAUUGCUCCUUUGUUACCUUCAAUUACAAGUCGAGUACCUGCGGCUACUAAAACAUACUUGUUCGUAACCUUUGCCGUCUCGCUGCUUGCUUCACUACUACAGUUAAUAUAUCAGGUGUAUGCCGUAACUUCACAUAAUUUUGACAAAGUUGACUUUUGUGACAGGUCUGACUAUCGCUACUGGAUGAACCAGCUCGGAUUGAUAAGAUUUCUUUUCAGGAUCAGAACGGAUCUUGGUUUCCGUGCCACACGUGUUAUUUUUCCAGAAAUCCUUUCCUUUCUUUUUUCCUUGCUUGCCCUGGUCGUCUGCGUUGGCAUGAAAGAACGUAGAAUUGAGUUCUCACCUCGUCCCAACAUAGUUUCUGUGCGCGAUGCCUCCAGGUCGUCCUUGUCAGCAGUUAGAAUCACAUCUAUUGCAAACGGCCUUAUCUUGGGUCUUAGAAGAGCUUCAGAUGUUGUGGUGGUUUUUAUGGUUCUGAUUGCCGGGGUUAUAUCCACCUCUCCUUUCGCUUUUGGUAUUUACAUCUUAUUUUUCAGGUUGAUUGGUUUUUCACCCUUAUUAACCGUUAACUGUUCGUCUUGGUGGGAUCUGGAAAUUAACAAAAUGAAUCCCUGGACCCACUUUGCUAAUUUUGUUCUAGUUCUUUUCGUUUAUUAUCUUGUCAUCACACAAUUUUGUUGGACAAGAUUUGGAGUACUUCAUAAGUCGCUGCAACCAACUAGUGGGAGUAGCAGUGUUCAUGAGGAUAAUUUCACCAACACAGAACCAGUUGAGAGCAAUCCUGUUAUUAAACGUGAGGUCCAUGAUGUUGACGAGUCUGGUUCGCAAACGUUUGCUUUACAGCUGCUUGCUGAGAGUGAUGAAGGUGGAGCCAGAGAACAAAUGGAGUUACAAAGAAUGCGGUCAUCGACUCUUUACCGUCAACAAGUCUCGUGCAUAUUUAAAGGGGUCGACGGGAGGGAAACAUUGACUUCUCAGGGGCUCAUCACUGUCCUUUCUUUCAUUUUGUACCAUAGUUAUGUUUUUGCCCUUCUUGCCAUGAUGGUAAGUUUUGCUAAAAUGAGUCAAUUAUGGUCUUUGUGGUACCAUUCAGUUUUUGGGCUUAUAUUUUUACUGGCAGCUUGUUUUUUGUGGGUUUUCAAAGAUACUCGUUCUGCUGCUAUGACGGUUUCUGCAGUCAUUUUAGCUUAUGGAGAAUUUUUAUUUCAGUUUCUUCUUACUGCACAGUACGUAUGCAGUAUGGAUAUUGCUGAUAAAUUACCAAGUGCAGAUCUGAUCAAUUGGAUUGGCUUCAUAAAAGCUACCAACAGAGAAGACGCAUUUUUUGUUCUGCUUGUCAAAUGUUUAUUGUGUCUUCCUCUUUUUAUCCUUUAUCGACAUCAUUGUCGUGAGAAGUACUACGAAAACUUGAAUGUGCGAGAAAGGGCGAGAUGGCUAUCCUAUGGAACAUUUGCGUCUGGAGCAAGUGUUAAUGCUAACGCUGCUGGACAGCCAGAUUCUUUGGAUGAAUCACGUGGAGCUCAAGCAGUAUCUCUUCUGACGGAAAUAUUGACGAAGUAUUGGAUAUUUGUGGUUCAUAUAGUAAUUUUGUGGACUUCUUUGCAGAAUCCGCCUGUUCUUUUUACCGUUGGAUAUUUUCUUAUUUUUUCGCUCAGCAUCUUAUUGUUUCUGGUAAAAAACUUUUUUUUUGGUAGUUACAGUACGUUGUUCACUCGUCUGUUAGCACCACUCUCAUUUUAUGUCGUCGCCAUGCUGCAGUUGAAGUUCUUUCAUGGUCCAUGGAGUCGCUUGGUCGCAACUCCUACUGUACAAGUUAACGAAGCAAACGUACUGUCGGAGGAUCCAGAAAGACUUAUGAGUGGCUCUGUUUCAUCUCAUCCUUCUCUUUGGCAUGUUGAAGUUGACGGCUAUGAAGAAAAGCCAUUGGUGUUGGACAAGCAUUACCAUGCAAGAAUGGCUGGUCGAAACAUCGCUUGGCUAGACAGCAAAACAUGUUAUGAGAAGGCCAAAGAAUGUUGGGAUUGGAUUGUCGAUGCAUUAUGGAGACUUGCGGAAACUCAUUUCAUUAAAUUAGUUUUAUUAAUCCUCACAGUUAUAGCUGUUAAUGAUAUAUGCGCUCUGAAUUUGGUUCUUAUUUUAUUCGUUAGUCUAGCAUCGUGCCUUCCAGUUCUUGCCAAAUUGCUGUCAUUGUUAUUAUGUGUGUUUUUGUCGGUUUUCUCGGUGGCGCGUAUGUUAUAUCAGCUGAGAAGAGUGUCUAAUGCUACGUAUGCCGGACUCGAUUUUGGAAAGGCUGAUUGUAAUAUAAGCUAUCCAAUGUUUGAUAAUUCUACCAUCAAGUGGCUUGGGUUUAAAACAGUUCCAGAUAUAUGGUCUUAUGUUCUCCAUUUGGUCUUAGCAAUAAUAUUCAUCGCGGCUCAUUUUGUAAUAGUGUAUCGGCAACGGCAUAUGCGCAGGCUUCGAGGCGAACAAAAUUCCUCACGUGGUCUGAUAUUUCCGGAAGCUCAACCCAGUAUCAUUGACCAUAAUGGUCCUUGUCGCUUGGGGGCGAAUGGAUUUACUUGGUUCAUUGCUUUUGGUGUGGCUCAUUAUUUUCUGCGUUUUCUCAAGGAAAAUUACCCUUGGAGCAGUUGGCUGAGUACAACGAGAGAAGAUGAUUUAGUAAGCCAAAAUGAUAAUUUAGUGGCGUUCCUUGAUUUAGGAAGUUAUACACUCCCGUUGAAAACAGCUAAUCUGAUUGGAGAUUUUUUCCUGCUAGUCGCUGUAGCAUGCCAAGAAUACGUUUUUCGAAUAGAAGGUUGUAAAAACCCUCCGCCUGCAGCUGGAGAUAAUGUCUCCGUUUACAAAAAUGGCGUUUAUAUCUUCUCGUCAGAAAAUCCUUACUACGAUUUUGUUAUUGCCGUCUUUAUGUAUGGCCAUUGGGCUACAGUUAUAAUGGUUUUUAUUGCGGGCCUAGGAGGUGUUUCACUCUUCGCUCUUGGCUAUAUUCUCUUGGCUUUCAUGAUUUUAUGGAAAGGCACCACACUUUAUACAAUGAAAAAUUACAGACGGACUCUUUUGCUUUGGAAGACUAUUUUGUUAUACAAUGUUAUUGUAAUGUUUUUCAAGGUGGCGUUGCAGCUCGUUGGAUGCGUUUUCGUUGACAAGUUACUCAGUUGGUGUUCAAUUCGUCAACUGUUCAGUAUUGUUUGCGUUAGCACAAUGUCUGGGCAUGGCAACUCUUACUACUUUCCGCAGCAAGAUGACUUUGACAAGAACUGCCCUGUUCAAAAGAGUGAAACUCAAAUUGGUUUUGAUACGCUUGCGUUUUUGUUUUUGGUUAUGCAGUUGAGAAUUCUCCAUUCGUAUUAUUUCCAACAUUGUAUGUUAGAUUUUCGAGCGGAGGCGGUUCUAAUAAAUCGAGGCGCAAUUUUGACAAAUCAGCUUAUCCGAAAGGAGAUGAAAGAGCAGAAUGAGCAACAGCAGCAGAAGUUUAUUGAAAUCCGAGAUAGAACGGAAAAAAUAAGAAAAACUUAUGAGGAACAAGAACGACGAGCACAAGUCUUAAAGAAACUAAAUUCUACCGAUGGAAUAUAUAUCACUAAAAUCCUCACAGCCUCAGUUUCUUCUCUUUUGCUUUGCUUUGCAAAUGGGAAGGAUGUUUGCUUAAGUAUCGCACAAAGAAGUGAAGAGUCUUUGGUGGAUCUCGGCGAUCCUUUUCCUGAAUAUGGUCUUCGUUUUAUGGACAUCGAUGCAAAGCGAGCUGGUGACUAUUAUAUGUUUGAUUAUGAUCCAAAUACGGAUGUCCCGACCGAAUAUGUUGAGUCGUAUGCGCCAGAAGUCACUCCAGGUGCUACGGACAGCACAAAGUUAGACCCCGCUCAAUUGCUCCACACUGCCAUUCAGAGGGACUUAGCCAUUGCACAAACGUUAAGUGCUGUAAAGGAGGCAGAACAAAUUGAGGAUGAGAACAAACGUAUGAUUGAAGCAGUUUCAAGCGGUUCAGAACAUCCUGGAACUUCCACUCAAGUUGAGGAUACUGCGGAUGGUGGAGAAGAAACUAGCCAAGGCCUCGGUGAGAAAAUUUUGGUGGGCUUGCGAUUCGUGCGCAAGCUGUUUCAUUCAUUUUUGAAUUGGGUAGCAACGUUUCUAAACCGCCGUUCUCGCGACCACCGUUAUGUAGCGUUUGUCCUUAGCAAAGAGAAAGCGAAUCUGAAGCGAGAAUUACGUGAAAUGUUGGUCGACACAUCGCAACCUGUAAUAAGCGUAAGGCAGCAGUUCGAAACGAGUAAUUUAGCUUGUGUGAAUAGUGAAAGUGAUAUUUCGAGGUUAGAGAAAGAUGCGCUUGACAACUGGCAGCAAAAGAACGUCUAUUCGCGAUUCGUAAUAGCUGUUGCUUAUUGUAUUUCUGCACAUACUGAUAUUUUGUGCUAUGUCAUCGCUGUGAUAGGUCAUGCCCGUUGUGGUGGAAUUAUUUCUCUCAUUCUGCCGAUGCUCGUUUUCUUGUGGGGAACGUUAGCUACGCCGAGACCACCAAGAAUCUUUUGGGUCGUUCUUAUCGGUUAUACGCAGCUUUGUGUGGUCACCAAAUUUAUAUUCCAAUUUGGCUUUUUCCCUUGGAAUAGAACAAGUGUUCACAUUAAAAACGAAAAUGCUGUAAGUUCGUGGCCAGGUAUUCUCGGCGUGCGGAAGGAGGAUUUUUAUGCUUUUUGGGAUGUAUGGAUUUUUUCAGCUCUUUUCUUCCACCGCUAUGUUUUGCGUAAGAUGGGUCUGUGGAAAGACGCUGCAUCUAGCGAUGAGUCUUUUGUCGAGGAUGCUACAACUAGUGGAAAUCAUCAUGUAACCGAUCCUGAAGGGAUUCAUUCUGAAAUUCAGCACCCUAACAUGUCUCCCACUGGUGACAGUGCUUCUGAAAAUGCUGAGGUGCAGGAAGGCGCGCAACAGGAAAGUGAGCUUGUGGAAAAAAAGCAAGUUGUUUUUGAUGAUCUGCUUUUACGGUUCGUUUCAGAAGAUCGUUCAACUGCUAAGGGUAACCGCUGGGUGAUAAGUCAGUUUAUCCACCAACUUUUCCAUCCCAAGUACCGGUAUAUCAGAGAUCUUUAUCCUUUUAUGUUCUUGCUUGACGUCCUCUGUUUCUUCAUAAUUGUAUUCGGGUUCUCAUCGUUUGGUUAUGGAGGUAGCGGCAGUGUAGUUAAGGAUAUUCAGUCAAAUCGAGUACCCAUAACUUUUGUUGUUAUGUUAUUUGUGUUAUCGAUAAUGAUUGUUAUUGAUCGGGCGCUGUAUCUGCGGAAAACUGUUUUAUGGAAACUUGUUUACCAAGUCAUUACUGUCAUAUUUCUCCAUAUUUACAUCUUCUUUGUGUUGCCGCAGAGUGUAACAUAUCAGCCAUCUUGGUUGAAUAAAACGGCACAGCUAUUAUAUAUAGUAAAAUGUAUUUAUCUACUGGUUUCGGCGUGGCAGAUACGGAACGGAUAUCCAUCUCUUUGCGUUGGAAAUCUCAUCACUCAUUCAUACGGCUUUGCCAACAUGAUUAUGUUCAAAAUAUUUAUGUGCAUGCCAUUUAUGUUCGAGUUGCGAACUUCUAUUGACUGGGCCUGGACAGAUACAUCGAUGCCAAUUUUCGACUUUUUCAACAUGGAAAACUUCUUUGCCACUAUCUACAGUUUGAAAUGCUCUCGUACUUACGAGCAGAACUUCCCAGCUAAACGAGGGGAAGCAAAGUCACAUACUGUCAAAUAUGCAAUGGGUAUUCCUGUUAUUCUUAUCCUUAUACUUAUUGUCUGGGCCCCGCUGAUUGCUUUUGCUUUUCUGAAUCGGAUCGGCACGGUGCUUUUGCCAGUGAGUGUUCAGAUGACAAUUAGCUUGGAAGGGUAUCCGGCUCUUUAUUCUAUUGAAGCUCAGGGAAUCGAACUGGAGAAUCUGACUCCGAGAGAAUAUCAAAUGCUUGUUGACAAUUUUUCUGAUCCAUACUCGGCAUUGGACCAAAAAUGGGUGUCACGUGCGCGACAAGCAGUUGCAUUUAUUCAUGAGUACGGCACAGGGGACAUACUGAAAAUUCGGUUCCGCCCGGAAUCCGAACAUUUUUGGUCAAUUUCAAGUGAUUCAUUGACAGCGAUGAAGUAUGAGCUGGAGAAGGAGAAUGAAACAGUCAAUGCUAUUGUAAAAUUAAAAUUUGAGAGGACACGAGCUGACGAGACAAAAGAGCCGAUUGUGCACUCGGGUCGAUUCUCAAUACCUCUUUUAAGUGGUAGCGAGACUCGAAGCGCUUUGGUUGAUGCGUUAAAUAAUAGUUCCAAGAGCAGAGAAGUUACGUUUUUGAAUGCACUACCUCCAUACGUAACCAUUCCUAACGAAGGAGAAAUCAAACCAACGUACGCGUUACAUUCAGUAAUGUAUGCCAACGCCGAUAAAAGUUCGGAACUUGCAUUCUCCAACCUUACUUUAACUCUUGGCGGAGAAGGCGAGUCAGGUGCGUUGUGGUCUUGUAAGCUGGUUGAGAAUGAAGUUACUCGCUCGAAGACACUACCUCUUGAUCCCAUAAAGUACGGAAGCAAUUCCACCGUGAAGUAUGUGCAAAUGGUUGCAUUCGUUGAUCGCGUUUUUCCAACAUUUAUUUCGAAGUUUGCCCAGGGCGGAAUAAUUGCAAUGUAUAUCGCGCUGGUUUUGUUGAUUUGGCAAAAGGUUCGUGGAGUACUUACAAGUCAGCCGCUGGAUGUAAUGAUCUCUGAAAUUCCAAAUCCAGAUCACCUGCUGAAAAUCUGCCAAGAUAUAUAUUUAGUACGUGAAGCAAAAGAUUUUGUUUUGGAACAGCUUCUUGUUCUUAUACGACAGUUAAACAGUGUUUGUUUUGUGCAUUACAAAUGUGUUUUACAGGAUCUUUAUGCGAAAUUGAUAUUUUUAUUCCGCUCUCCAGCAACGUUAAUUCGGUGGACCAGAUAUAAACCUAAAUCGGAAUAA
Messenger RNA from Enterobius vermicularis (human pinworm), 7122 nucleotides. Lineage: Eukaryota; Metazoa; Nematoda; Chromadorea; Rhabditida; Oxyuridae. The record is from the annotation of a GenBank genome assembly.